Messenger RNA from Phaedon cochleariae (mustard beetle), 1868 nucleotides. Lineage: Eukaryota; Metazoa; Arthropoda; Insecta; Coleoptera; Chrysomelidae. The record is from the annotation of a GenBank genome assembly.
AUUGGGAUAGUAGUUAACCAGUAUUCAAUUUUCAAUAAAUAAUUCCUCCUGUGAAGUUAUUUCCAAAAAUACGGCAAAAUGGGAGAGCUAAUAGAACGCCAUAUGGAAUCCAUGACGGAGGAAAUAAAUGAAAUGCGAAGAACUAAAUUAUUUUCAAUUGAAGAAACAAGACUUAUCAUGAAGAAAAGGAAACACUUUGAAUGCAAAAUUAAUGGAGCAAUGAAAAACAUACAGGAUUUCAAGGACUACAUCCAAUAUGAAAAAGUCAUACUAAAAGACAUUAAACUUCGUCGCAAUAAACUCAGAAUAGCUGACAGAAAGAGCAGCAUAGAGUUCAAAAUACUAAAGAGAAUAAAAUAUCUAUAUGAAAUUGCCACUCAAAGAUUCUCCAAUGACUUCAAUUUAUGUUUAAUGUACUUCAAGUUUUGUAAAGAAUCAAAUUACAACCAAGCUGCUUCCUUAGUGAUCCAGAACAUGAUCAAGCAUUUCGCUCAUAUCCCGGAAAUGUGGAAAGUUGCGGCUGCCUGGCACGUCAAAAAGGACGUGAACCAGGCCCUCAGCGUGAUCCUCAAAGGUCUCACCAUCCAUCAGACCUCAGAAACGCUGUUCUCAGAAGCGAUCCAGCUGGAGCUGAUGAACCGCGGGAAAGACGACUGGACGGACGGGUCUCAGAACAAGGAUCAGCUGUGCUGCCAGAAAAUACAGACUUAUGUGGAUUCCAUAAUGAAGAACAUCAGGUCGCAUCAGUUUCUGAUCAAGAUUUUAGAGCUGUUGAACCCGUACGGGUUCACGAAGAGCGUCCAGGAUAAAAUUGUGAAGAACUUGAUGGAACGGUAUCCUGAGGAGGCGGAUGUGUGGCAUGCCUUGGCACAAAGAGAAAGAAAUGGUGACCACUACGAUGAAGUUCCUGGAUCAAUGCACACUUCCAAUACGAAAUUCCGAUUGGAUCGAUGCUUCAAAAAGUACCAAGAGGGAUUUGUGAUGACCAAGAGUUGCCCUGAUCAGCAUCGGGAACUCUGGAGUUUGUACUUGGAGUUUUUGGUGGACUUGCAACUCCACAACGACAACAGCGACAUGAUCAGAAAUACUCUGCUCAAUGCUCUAAGAGACGCCAAUGACUGUCAAAUGCUCACCGAGAGAUAUUUUGUGGUGUGGGUUAAGCUGCUGAAGGAGGAAACUGACAUUCUGGAUGUUACAGAGAAAGGUUUGAAGGCGAUUCCCAAAUCGGUGGAACUGUGGAAACUAAAGCUGAAAUACGCCGUCAUCAAAGACAACGUGAAAAAUUUCAAUCAAACCUUCAAGAAGGGCGUGAUGCAACUCCAAAACAAAUCCACCCCCUUGUGGAUGAUGGCGCUGAGGUACCACAUACUGACCUCUUCUUCUGCUGUCAUCGAGAACAUUUUCAUGAGCGGGGUCCAGCAGGCUGAAGAAGUAGGAAGGAAAAUGAAGUGCGAGUACAUCCAGUGGUUGGUAUUGAAUAAAGGAAUUACAGAAGCAAGAAGGAAAUACAACGAUCUAGCCAGAACCCCACCAUUUUGCAAGGAACUCCACACGAUCAUGGCCAACUUGGAAUCACAAGAACUGGACGUGAAUGCACAAGAAUUAGAAAAAGUCUUGAGGCUGGCUUGUGAUCAGUUCGGUGGCGAAGACUCAGAUGUUUGGAUUGGUCUCAUCAGGUGUUAUUUCGAGCAUCACAAGGCUUUUGAAAGUGUUAAUUCGAAGUUCGAUGUGAACGAACUGACUUCCAGGGUUUUCAGAGAAGCUGAGAGUAAAAUUGGGCAUAACGGGCCGUUGUUGGCUGAUUUUCUGGGGAAAUAUGAUGUACUCAAAACGACGGAGUUUUAGAAUCGCAAUAGAAAUUGAAGGUU